This is a messenger RNA of Hevea brasiliensis (rubber tree), 1652 nucleotides long. RefSeq lists its product as uncharacterized. Gene Ontology annotation, biological process: protein methylation. The transcript has 5 exons. The record is from RefSeq and is a predicted model, not a curated record. Gene Ontology annotation, molecular function: nucleic acid binding; protein methyltransferase activity. NCBI's taxonomy places the organism in Eukaryota, Viridiplantae, Streptophyta, Magnoliopsida, Malpighiales, Euphorbiaceae. The coding region runs from base 58 to 1152 and encodes 364 amino acids.
UUUUUCUGAAAUAGGGAAGACCAUAGAAAUCCAAACCUAAAAGAAAGCGUGAGAAAGAUGAAGCUAAGCUCUUCUGCAUGUUCUAUAGCGCGUAUACCCUCUCUCUUUGCGAGUCUCUGCAGGCCCAUUUGCUCUACUUCACUAUCAUUAUCCCCUUCUUCUCUGAAACCCACAACGCCACUCUUUUUACGCCCUCCUACAUUCUCAACCUCUUUAUCGGAACUUAACAAAUGGCAUCACUGGGCCAAAAACCUUGCUUCCUCAGUUGGGUCUUCUUUUGUUCACUUAGACAACGGCCCAGACUCCACUCUUCUCUGUCGAGAACUCAGGUGGCUCUUAGAAGACUCGCUUGAAGACCACUCACUAAUAUCUCAAUUGGGUAGUCAAAAUUAUCACAUGGAUGUAAGGCUAAGGGCAUCUUUGGAUGAACUCUAUGUUCUUUGGAGGCAGAGGAUUGAAGAGAGGAGACCCUUUCAGUACAUCGUUGGGUGUGAGCAUUGGCGAGAUUUGGUUUUGAGUGUACAAGAAGGGGUCCUGAUUCCAAGGCCAGAAACAGAAUUAAUCGUUGAUUUGGUGAAAGAUGUGGUCUUGGAUAGUCGAGAGUUGAAAGAAGGUUUGUGGGCAGAUUUGGGUACCGGUAGUGGUGCUAUUGCAAUUGGCAUUGGAAGGAUUCUUUGGAGUCAGGGAAGAGUAAUUGCUACUGAUUUAAGCCCAGUGGCAGUGGCGGUAGCCACUUAUAAUGUCCUUAGAUAUGAUCUAAAGGAUAUGAUUGAGGUAAGGAAAGGAUCUUGGUUUGAGCCAUUAAAGGAUGUUGAAGGAAAACUUGCAGGUGUUGUGAGUAACCCCCCAUAUAUACCUAGUGAUGAUAUCUCUAGGUUGCAAGCUGAAGUUGGUCAGCAUGAACCAAGGCUUGCAUUAGAUGGUGGUGUUAGUGGCAUGGAUGAUCUUCUUCAUCUUAGCAAUGGAGCUGUUUCAAUGUUGAAACCUGGGGGUUUUUUUGUUUUUGAGACAAAUGGUGAGAAGCAAUGCCAGUUUCUCGUAGAUUACAUGGAAAAUAAUAAUCCUGGAAAAUUUUGCAAUGUGAACAUAGUAUCCGAUUUUGCUGGUAUCCAACGGUUUGUAACAGGUUUCAUCAAUGAUAAAUGUCACUGAUAAAUGCCUCUCUACAUUGGAUACUGGAAAUAGGAGAAGAAAAAGAUAAGCUGCUCUUAUUGUGGAAUUUGUGCUUCAUUUCAACUGCUACUAAGUAAGAAGAAUCAUAGAGGCAGCUUACACAGUUAGAAUGGUAAUGAAGGAGUUUGGACUGGAACUUGCUGAAUAAUCAAUGAUAGGUCCUGUUUACGCUGCUGUCCAAUGGAUCUGUCAUGGAUAAUGAUUCACUGCAUUUCCUUGAAGAAAGGCUUGUGUUUGCUGCUUAUCAAAUUCUUUGCGGUGUCAUUUUGCUUGAAUUUGCCAUCGAUGCUAUGGAAAGCUUGAGUUUACAAAAUUCCAUGCAUCUCAACAUUAACUGUUCAAGGAGGCUGGGACAAAUAUCUUGAAAAAGUUUUCAGAAACAAUCAAUUGUUUGUCUCAAUGAUAGUUCAAGAAUUGGUGACUGCAGUGGUACUUUUAUAUUAUAUUCUUGAGUAAGAGUUUAUUGCUAUGUUCUAUAA